Capra hircus (goat) is the source of this 4644-nucleotide messenger RNA. RefSeq names its product netrin receptor DCC-like. The record is from RefSeq and is a predicted model, not a curated record. Gene Ontology annotation, cellular component: membrane. The transcript is spliced from 5 exons. The coding region runs from base 14 to 703 and encodes 229 amino acids. NCBI's taxonomy places the organism in Eukaryota, Metazoa, Chordata, Mammalia, Artiodactyla, Bovidae.
AGCAGGGAGCUCCAUGUCCACUCUGGAGAGGUCACUGGCUGCACGCCGAGCCACCCGGGCCAAGCUCAUGAUUCCCAUGGAUUCCCAGUCCAGCAAUCCUGCUGUCGUGAGCGCCAUCCCUGUGCCAACCCUAGAAAGUGCCCAGUACCCAGGAAUCCUUCCGUCACCCACGUGUGGAUACCCCCACCCACAGUUCACCCUCCGGCCUGUGCCGUUCCCAGCACUCUCAGUGGACCGCGGUUUCGGAGCAGGAAAAACAGUGAGCGAAGGACCAACCACCCAACAGCCACCCAUGUUGCCCCCAGCACAGCCUGAGCAUCCGAGCAGUGAGGAGGCACCCAGCAGAACCAUCCCCACGGCCUGUGUUCGCCCAACUCACCCCCUCCGCAGCUUUGCCAACCCUUUGCUACCUCCGCCGAUGAGUGCAAUAGAACCGAAAGUCCCUUAUACACCACUUCUGUCUCAGUCAGGGCCUACUCUUCCCAAGACUCAUGUUAAAACAGCCUCUCUUGGGUUGGCUGGAAAGGCAAGAUCUCCUUUGCUUCCUGUAUCUGUGCCAACAGCCCCUGAAGUGUCUGAGGAGAGCCACAAACCAACAGAGGACCCAGCCAACGUGUAUGAACAGGAUGAUCUGAGUGAACAAAUGGCAAGUUUAGAAGGGCUGAUGAAGCAGCUUAACGCUAUCACAGGCUCGGCCUUUUAACACGCAUCGCCGAAUUGACGAGCUGAAUUUUCGGGGACCUCUGCAGCAUUACCAAUUACCCAUGAACAGCACACCUGUGUCCAAGAACGCUAACCAGUGUACAGGUCAACCGUCAAGACCACUCACUCCUGGAAGAUCCUGAAGCAGUUCAGAAGGAAGCAGCGGUCCUUCUUUCCUGGGCAUCAGGAGUUUCAAAAUGAGGACUCUGGGGUCCCUUAACAAAAGCAGAUACGUCUUCACUGCAAUGUCAAAGCUGAAGCGGUGAGAAUAGUCCUGGGCCUUUGCCACUGCAGUGACCUCACUGUCAUGACGAAUACUUAACGUUCUUCAUCAAGGCCUGUCAGUUUCUCCUAAUGUGUAGGUCUAGUCUUACAAAAGGCAAGUGCAUUAUCGAAGCCUGUACCCUGCCAUGGCAAACCAGUGCAAGCUGACUAUUUUGUUUUCAAAUUUAAAGUUCAGAGCACCCAUGGGAAAUUUCUCACCAAAGGAUUGGAUGUUUUUCUGACAGCACAAAGAAAAGUAAACAAGCAAACGGAAGGCGUACGUUCUAUAACGCGGUCACACUUGCACAGGUGGUGGGUAUCAGCUAGUGGCUGUAAAAUUCACCCAUGUUAGCAAGGUAUCUCUAAAUCCACCCUUGGUUAACACUGAUGUCUGGAGAACAGGAACAUUUAAAAAUCUCCAGCUAGGGGCAUGCUGCCAACCACCGGUCCAUUUCCUGAAGGAGGACACAAUAUGCAACCUUCUCAGACACACGGUAAUUAUGAGCUUAAAACUUCUAACAAGGCACUGUUCAAUCUGGGUGGCUUUUGUGCCAUCCCACACUGUGAUGAUAUUUCAAAGCUUCACCAAGUCCGUCUCCCUCAGAAGUCUGGCUGGAAGAGUUCCCCUCUCCAUCCCAUCCCUCCCUGAGUCCUCCUUGGCAGCCAGCCCUGGGCAGGUGGCCAGCUCCACACAUUCCAUGCCACCCCUCAGCCCCGAUCUACCUUCCUGAAACCCUCUGUGGACAUGGCAGACCCAUCCCAUCUGAGGAAGGGAAGGAAAAUGGAAGGCAGUUUCAAACAGUACCUUCUCUUGCGUGAUGUCUCUUCUGCCAACAAGAUCCUCACUGACUCAGAGCAGGCAGCAUUGGUGAGUGGUGACCACCAGGCUUGUUGUCAAGGAAACCUUUUGCACCACGCCUGCUCAGAGUCAGAGAGGAACGGAGGGGAAGACAUCGCUUGACACUUCUGACACAUCAUCCUAAAUCCGGUGGAUGCUCUUUAAAAACUGCAUCUUCAUUGUGAGCUAGAACCUUAAACUCCUAUUGCCAUGUUUAUCUACAGCUUGCAACUAGGUGAAAUUAAAAACAUUGUGUGCGCACCCUUUUAGUUUCUGAAUUUGCAGCUGCAAAUUUGGAGUUAAUCCAUUUGUGCAGCUGAAUCGCCAAAAGGGAGCCCGUUUGCAUAUUUAUCUGUUAGGCAACUUGAAAACCCAAUAAGAGAGUUUCAGCUGAAUUAUUCCUUUCAGCUCUGCCUUUGAUUUCAAGCUUGAGUAGGUCAUAAUUUUAAAAGAGCAUGGAAGGAAUAGGAUCUUUACAACCUAAUAGCUCCUUUUAUUAGGUGGGUAAUUAUAUAUGAAUCCCUGAAUGAAAUAUUUUGAGCAAAAUGGCACUGUAACAGAAGUAAUAAUUCAGAUUAUUUUUUUACAGUUUUAUGUCGGGAAGGAAAUCUGAUGUCAAAGAGAGGGCUUGUUCAAAUGGUUCAUUAGAAAAUCCGGUCCAUUUGUGAAAUUGUUCCUUCAAGAAGAGUGCUUGUAUAAUUUACUUAUAUUUUCAUGAAGUCCUUCUGAAGAGUUAUGUGACGUUAUCCUCUGGGGCAGAUAACUCUUAUUCAACAUCUAAACACUUAGGCAAACAACACUCCACUGACCUGGAGCAAGGCAUUUCGUAACAUUAAUAUUGAGUCUUACAAAAAAUAAUCCAUGACAUCAGGAAAAAAAAAUGUUCAUUAGCCCAGCUUACCUUCUCAAGGUCCUAGGAUGGCUUUUCCUUUCUAAUCCUCACAAACACGGAACAUUCUCUGAAGGCAUCUGACACCCAAGGAAAGUCAUCCUGAGGGUCCAGUUUGGAAUGAGCUGCAAAUCUUGCGGAUUUCAGGGACUAGUCAUGUCUUCAAUCUGUAUGCUGUAUCUGCACAAUCAAGAGCACUAGAAUUUUUACAACAUUCCAGACUCCUCUAGUCAAAGUCAGUGAUCUUAGGAGACACGUUUUUUAAACACAUGAAAAUAUACAGUAUAUGAUUUCAGCAUGCUCUUGAAACUGUCUUCACAAACACACCCAAUGCUCUAUCUUAGUAACUGGCAAUGCUAAUAAGUCUUAGCUCCAUGCAAGGAAUAUGUGGUAGAAUCCAUUUCCAUUUUCACAAGAGGCUCUUGGGAGAUUGGCCCAAUGGUUUGAACAUGACCUGACCGCAGCUCUGUACAACCCUGCUCCCUGUUCUCUCAGAUAGUUCACGUGUGUGUACAAUUGCCUGCCCACGUGUAUAGGUAACUUUUUAAUUUCCUGGUCUCCUGAUCUCUUGACAAAAAGAAAUCUGUGAAUAGUGCAAGAUAACCUUUGUUUUGCUCUGAGUCUAGUUCAUGAUGAACGGGGCUCUUUAAGCUCAUAAAUCUCUCUGAUUCCCAUGGGGUGAUGCUUGACAGCCAACCAGGAGCUCUGCCACCAGGAGUCAUUUCUCCCUGAAUAAGAAGAAAAUAAAACUUGGCAGAGCAUGCUCAGACUCCACCCCUCAAACCUCCCACUCUGCUGAACUGUCAGGCAUAAGCCGCCUCUUGAAAACGCUUAGUAUGUUUCUUUGGUAUUUCAUACUGAUAAGAAAGCUAUUUACUUUCCCCUGGGAAGUUCUGCAUUUGAGAAACUCACAAAAAUGCAGAUAGUUCAAAAUGCACAGAACACUUGCUCUAGCCAAAAGUUAAAUAGUUCUUAGAGACUCACUCUCAGUAAGAAACCAGUCACAGCUCUUUGUAGAACAGAGCUAUAAGCUUCUAGAGCAUUUAAAUAAUGGAACUUUACAUUUGGAUAUUAUAAAGUGCACAUACAAUUGAACAAGCUGGAAAAAAAUCAAGUGAGGGCAGGAAUAUAGGAGGUGAAUUUAUUAAGGCUUCCUAGGAGGGGUUGGAUAUAACAUUAUUCUCUUCAAAAUAAGGGUCAUUCCCAGUGACAUACAUGUUUUUGUCCCCUGCAUUAGGUAAGACCUAUAAAAGUCCAGCAUUAGUGUGUCAUUCCAGACAUUUGGAAACUAUAAUGUUUGGCAUUUAUUGGCUUUUCCCAUAAAGAAUCUAAGUACAGGUCUUUCUGGAAGCCUUCGUAGUCUGUGCUUGAAAAUGGUUACUCAUUCCUAGUUACUCUUGUGAUACAACUGUCCAUUGACCCUGUUUAAAGAAACGUCUUAAGGUCUUCUCCAAACAUAACAGAGUGUCUCGCACAUGGCUGCUGAACUGAAAUUCUAUCCACCCCACCCCCAAAAACAGCCACCUCUAAAGCAGUCCCCUUACCUUUUAUAUAAAAAGCUGUGUUCCAGACUGACUCUUUGUAAUUUCAGAAUGUCCAUUUCUAGUUCAUGAGAAAGAAAAAAAAAAAAAAGAAUAACUCCCUAGUUCGACACAUAUUUAUCAAAAACAAAAUUGUCGGAACUAUAAAAUAGAUGCAGAAUGCGGUCACUUUCCCUCCUGGACCAAUUUACUUCAUCUAAAUGCAGACCAUCCCUAAGGCCUGAGGUUAAUAUCCUCACAUGUUCAUCACCCACAUACACAAGAGAGAACCCCCAACAAUCCAGAGCAGCAGUUGGUCGUACACUCAAACCUACGAUCUCUUUUUAAAUAUUUUCAAAGCAACCUUUGACUUAAAAUAAUUUGUAUUUCUCUGAUAACUUUCAGAAGUCACUUUCCUAGUAUACAGAAAA